Molecule: messenger RNA, 713 nt
Organism: Schistocerca gregaria
Lineage: Eukaryota; Metazoa; Arthropoda; Insecta; Orthoptera; Acrididae
Product: UDP-N-acetylglucosamine transferase subunit ALG14 homolog
Exons: 1
Coding region: 1-666 (221 amino acids)
Biological process (GO): dolichol-linked oligosaccharide biosynthetic process
Cellular component (GO): UDP-N-acetylglucosamine transferase complex
Source: RefSeq, a predicted model, not a curated record
AUGUUAGUAAUACUUUUGUUGUCACUACUUUUACUUUUGAUUGGGAGAAUUUUGUAUGUAGUAGUGAACAUUUUAAUUAAGAGAACACAGUACAAUAAGCAUGUCUGCGGCAACAAGAUUAAAACGGCGAUCGUAAUUGGCUCCGGUGGCCACACAGCCGAAAUACUAAGACUUACGCGAUGCCUGAAUCCAAGUGUCUACAGUCCCAGAAUUUACAUCGUGGCAUCUUCAGACAGUUCUAGCGAAACCAAGAUAGUGUCAAUGGAAGAGUCUUUAGCAAACAAAUUUAAUCGUGAUCUGAAGCAAGCAGAAUUCAAGAUAGUUAAGAUACCACGUAGUAGGAGCGUCAGUCAGUCGUAUUUUACAUCUGUGUUUACAACUUUACAUUCCUUCUGUGUAUGUGUUCCAAUUAUGUGGGCCUUAAGGCCAAAAUUACUGUUGUGCAAUGGUCCUGGUACAUGUAUACCCAUAUGCAUAAUUUCUUUUUUAAUGAACGUCAUGUUUGUAAGUGAUACCUAUAUAGUUUUUGUGGAGAGUGUGUGUAGAGUGAAUACGUUAUCUCUUUCUGGAAAAAUAUUGUAUUAUGUUGUAGACGAAUUUUUUGUCCAGUGGAAAGAAUUGCACCAAAAAUAUAAGAGAAGUAAAUAUUUUGGAAGACUGGUGUAAGAGUUGUAUUCUGAAGGCUCAUAAUUAAAAGAAAACAUUACAUAUCA